Capronia epimyces CBS 606.96 is the source of this 2247-nucleotide messenger RNA. RefSeq lists its product as uncharacterized. Gene Ontology annotation, molecular function: RNA binding. The transcript has a single exon. Bases 1 to 2247 code for a protein of 748 amino acids. Gene Ontology annotation, cellular component: nucleus. NCBI's taxonomy places the organism in Eukaryota, Fungi, Ascomycota, Eurotiomycetes, Chaetothyriales, Herpotrichiellaceae. The record is from RefSeq and is a predicted model, not a curated record. Gene Ontology annotation, biological process: rRNA processing.
AUGGCGGAACCCUCAACCAAGCGGCAGAAGACAGGCCCCAAGCCCACUUCUUCGAACGCUUCAACAGGCCCUCAGAUCACCGAUCCUCGCUUCGCAAAUAUCCAAUCCGACCCUCGAUACCGUCUACCAGGCAAGAAAGACAAAGUCAAAGUCGACAAGCGAUUCAGUCGGGCUCUGCAAGACGAAGAUUUUACACGGAGAGCCAAAGUCGACCGCUAUGGUCGACCCAUUGCGUCCGACACAGAAAGGAGCAGAUUAAAAAGAAAAUAUGAUUUCGAAGUCGAAGACGAAGACGAAAACGAGGAGAAAGGCCUCGAAGUGGAGGCACGCGAUGAGGCAGAUGACGAUGACAAGGUCGAAGAGGAGCUUAGCCGCGUGAACAAAAUUCACGACCCGUUGCGAGAAGGCAGAGACACUGAAUCGUCGUCAUCAGAUGAGAGCACUUCAAGCGAUGAAGACUCGGAGGAGGAAGAAGAAGACGAAGAAGUAGACCUCGGCGCGGAAGCCGGCAUUGGACCGGGCCAACAGACAGAUGUACCUACUGGCGAGGUCACAUCACGUAUCGCCAUUGUCAAUCUGGACUGGGACAAUAUCCGCGCGACAGAUCUGAUGGCCGUCUUCAACAGCUUCUUACCACCUUCCGGCUCGCUUCUCAAGGUGGCCAUCUACCCGAGCGAGUUUGGAAAAGAACGGCUAGAACGUGAAGAGUUGGAAGGCCCGCCCAAAGAGAUCUUCGCCAACAAUCCGAAGGAGGAUGAGAACGUCGAUGAGGAAGAAGAGGAUGAAGAUGCCAUCAAGAAAUCCAUUCUCAAAUCUGACGACGGCGCCGACUUUGAUUCCAAGGCCCUUCGGCGCUACCAACUAGAACGUCUCCGCUACUUCUACUGCAUCCUGACGUUCUCCUCUCCUGGGGUGGCCAAACAUAUCUACGACGCCGUCGACGGGACCGAGUACCAGCGGACAGCCAACUUCUUCGACCUCCGCUUCGUGCCGGACGAGACAGAUUUCUCUGACGACGUGCCCCGAGAGGAAUGCGACAGGAUUCCUGAUGACUACCGGCCGAACGACUUUGUCACGGAUGCCCUGCAGCAUAGUAAAGUCAAAUUGACGUGGGACGCAGAGGACAAGACCCGGAAAGAAGUAGUGGCGCGGGCAUUCAAGGGUAGCCGGAAAGAGAUCGAAGAAAACGACUUGAAAGCGUAUCUUGGCUCCGACACUUCUGAAGACGAGGAUGAGCCUGAAGAUGCUGAGGGCACAGGUACGUCCAUGUCUAAGAAGGAAGCGGAAAGACAGCGAAUGCGAGCACUUCUUGGUCUGGCGCCUGAGCCGGAGAAGAAAUCCAAGAAGGAAAAGGCGCCCGUCGGAGACAUGCAGAUCACGUUCACAUCCGGCUUAGCACAGACAAAUGCGAAGGGCAAAAAGCGAUCAGUGUUUGAAAACUCGCCGGAACCCGAAGAGACGACUAUGGAGAAAUAUAUCCGCAAAGAGCGCGAGAGGAAACAGAGGCGGAAAGAGAAGCGGAAGGCGGUCAGACAAGGCCACGAUGCAGACGCCUCCGCCGACACCGACGAAGAUGUCACUGUCGCGGCGAAACCUGGAGCUGCUGCUGGCGCCGACCACGACGACGCGGACCAGGGAGCAGACCUCGGAUUUGACGACCCCUUCUUCGCCGACGAUCCGUCCGCCAAGUCCGACCGGGCAGCCGGCACUAAGAUGCGCAAAGAAGAGCGGAUGAAGAAGAAGCGCGAGCGCGAGGCCGAAGAAGAGGCCGAGCGCAAGCAGCGUGCUGAACUGGAACUGCUGAUGGUCGACGAUGCCGUCGGGGCCGACGACGGUGCGCCCAAGAUCCGCCACUUUGAUAUGAAAGAGAUUGAAAAGGCCGAGAAACUGGCCCGCAAGAAGAGCAAGGCCAAAGACAAGAAGCGAAAGGACAAGACCGACACCGGCACCACCGCCGCCAAUGACGCCGAAGACGCGUUCAAAGUCGACACUUCCGAUCCACGCUUCGGCCGACUCUUCACGAGCCACGAGUACGCCAUCGACCCGACGAACCCCCGCUUCAAGGGCACCAAGGCCAUGAAGACGCUGUUGGAGGAAAGCCGCAAGCUGAAACACAAGAGCCUCCCCGCCACCCCGGGACAGGACGGACACGACAAGCGUGGGCAGAGACAGAACGCGGCGGAUGAUGCGUCGGGAGACGUCAAGAGUCUGGUUGAGAAGAUCAAACAACGGCAGACCAAAAAGUAA